UGAGGAGCAGCCGAGUAACGCACAACUUGAACUCGUACCACCACCUUCUACAUCGCCAUGCAGUCGUCCUGCUUUGUAGGACUCUCGCGAAACAUCAUCCAGCAACUGGGCUUCGGCGGUCUCAGACAUGCCCUUGCGCGCGACGUCAGCAGACUUAGCGGGCCGAAGUCUGCGUUCUCCCACUCUGCAUGGCGCAACAACGCAUCUUAUCCGAGCAAGUCGCCGUUUGUAUCAACGUAUCCGGUGAUUUCAGCUAGAGGAGCCCUGCCAUUCUGGCUCAAGGCAGGAGGUGUCGCCGGAGUGGGUUUGGGUCUCUCGAUCUUUGCUGCACCAACGAUAUUCUGCGAGCAGAUGCAACAACCCAACAGCAGGGUUCAUUCCACGCCACUGUCCAAGCCGAGUCAAGCAUCGCCAGGCUUCCAGUCUCCAGAAGCACCUCCGCCACAGUCGAGUGUCAGCUACUAUGAGCUCACCUUCGGAACCGUCGCAGGCAUAUGCGCGGGAGUCUUCGUCAAGAAAGGUGCCAAGGCAGUAGCCUUCAUGCUCGGCGGUGUUUUUGUCUUGCUCCAGUACCUAGGCUCUCUCAACCUUCUGCGCGUUGACUGGCCGCGCAUGGCCUCCCGUUUCGAGAACCUGUUCUACACGACAGACGCAGUCGGGCGGAAGAAAGCGCCCAACGUCGGCUCACUCCUGAGGUGGAUCACGGAUUUCCUGACUGCCGACUUCCAGCAAAGGGCAUCAUUCAUCGCAGGCUUCGCAUUGGGCAUCAGGAUUGGGUAAAUAAUGAUAUUCAUCAAGGAAUCAAUGUUGUGUUCGGGUUGCAAAAGGCAUCUCUGUACGACCAUUGGACCUUGUCAACAGGCCUGUCCGAAGACCGCGUGCCGGAUUAUGCUGUGUGUUCACAGGGUCAUAAUGACUUCUGCGAACUACAAUAGUGCAAGAAGAUCAGUCGAUGUCCUGGCAAGCAGAUCGACUAUGUACAUGGACU
Messenger RNA from Rhodofomes roseus, 988 nucleotides. Its product is annotated as FUN14 family-domain-containing protein. Gene Ontology annotation, cellular component: mitochondrial outer membrane. The transcript has 3 exons. The coding region runs from base 58 to 780 and encodes 240 amino acids. Gene Ontology annotation, biological process: autophagy of mitochondrion. The record is from RefSeq and is a predicted model, not a curated record. NCBI's taxonomy places the organism in Eukaryota, Fungi, Basidiomycota, Agaricomycetes, Polyporales, Fomitopsidaceae.